AUGCGGUGCCAGUACUGUUACUGGACUCGCCACGAAGCGCUCGCCCCGACCGCCGCGCCGUCGCGAGAUUCCACGCCCGCGCCUUUCGAGCCGCCUCAAAACACUGCCUCGCGGCCUCCGGCCUUUCGUUCCGCGGCCUCUCCGCGGGCGUGUUGCACUGUCUUCGAGGCGCCUCAAAAGUGUGGCACCGCGCCAACCACUCCAUCGUGUCCGCCUCUCGUCGAGCCGCGACUGCCCCGAGCGCGCACGUGUGACGUUGCAGCAGACAGCGGCGGAGGAGCGCCCGCCGUCUCCGCGGGCGCGUCCGCCAUCCGCGGAACAUUAUCCGCUUUGGGUUACUCCCCCGCCGCCGUUUCCCCCGCAUCUUCAUGCCCAACGAUUGGCGCCGUUGACCAAGUCAACGGCCACGUGUCGACAUGCGAAUGGGCUGAAUCUGCCGACAUGGACACGUUGGACAUACCGCCGUGGGUGCGAGAAAAGCUCUCUCUUUCCCGCACGGAAGAGGUGCAGAAUAAUGAGUCGGCCGGACUCACAAGAGUCAGUCGAAUGGACCGCGAAGCGAUGGCGGAUGGCAACAAGCGAGCGGGACGCGUCGAGUGCGGAGGCGAGUGCGGCAAGGUGUGCGGCGGCGAGUGCGCGGAGAAUCGAAGCCGCGAGAGGGACGCGGAAGGCGAGAAGCCGAGCCUGUGGGACAUCAUGCAAUGGGAAUCCGAUAUGAUCUCGUCCGUCUGCUCGACUGCCGCUGCUAAAUCUCCCCGACCGCCGUUCUCUAAGAGUUCAACAUUUGAGGCGCCGCAAAGGUCGCUCUCUAAGCGGCACCGCUCCGCGUCUGCUCUCCCCACCACUCCGCCUCCCACGCCAUCCGCGUCUAAAGCGUCACUGACGAUCCAGAUCUGCGACGACGCGAGCGCCAACUGCGGAGAUUUAUCGUUUUUCGAGGAGCUGCUGCAGGAGUUCGGCGCGGGCGAGGGGGAAGAAGCGGGCGGAGAGAUGGAGGACGAACCGGGAUGGGCGGAAGAAAUGCGCAUUCCGGCGGAAGAAACAGCUCAUUUUGAGGAGGUUGCGCCUGUUGUGCCGCAGCUAGACGACAGCUGGGGUGAUUUUGCGGUGAAAAUGGAAGAUGAGGGGAAAGCUGACGGCGGGAAGGGGUUAAGGAUCGACGGGGAGAGCAUUUUUGAGCGGAUUCAAGUAAUGGGGGACGAGGGGCCGGAGAUGGGGGACGAAGCGACGGGGAUGGCGGAGGAUGGAGUGGAGAUGGCGGAUGAGGGCGCGGGUAUGGCGGAUGAGGGCGCGGGGAUGGCGGAUGAGGGCGCGGGGAUGGCGGAUGAGGGCGCGGGGAUGGCGGAUGAGGGCGCGGGGAUGGCGGACGAGGAGGAGAUUCCAUCCAAUAAACUAUCGCAUGAUCAGCCUGCUGCUGCUCGAAAUAUCUUGAGCAGUGUUCAGCUGCAGCGGAAACAGGGGGAAGUGGGGGAGGCAGAUGCGGAGCAGCAGAACGGGCCGCAGUGUGGUUCACCGUCCCGUUCCGCGCAUGGUUCUCCGAGUGCCCCUGCUGGCGGAUUCGCGCAGAUGUGGUCAGAAGCUUGGGCGGACGACGCGGACGCAGAAAUACCAGGGCUGGCGGGGAGCUGCGUGUUCCGAGCGUGA
Molecule: messenger RNA, 1644 nt
Organism: Closterium sp. NIES-65
Lineage: Eukaryota; Viridiplantae; Streptophyta; Zygnematophyceae; Desmidiales; Closteriaceae
Source: the annotation of a GenBank genome assembly